AUGGCGUCCAAGAAGAAGCACUCAGAGGGCAUCGCCUUGUUGUCCAUGUACAAUGACGAGGAAGACGACGAAAUGGAGGUCGACGACGACGAAGAAGAUGAUGCAAGAAUAGGUAUGGAAGAAGAAGCCACCGGAGAUGCGAGAUUUGCGGCGGAGGAAGAUUCUGUCAAUAGAACAGCAGUCCUGGAUUCAGGUAAGGAGGGCGCUGAUGAGGGGGCUUCAACCCCGCGGAACAACAAUUUGAUUUCGCCACCGCCUGAGAAACCUAGGAUUGGUCGGAAAGGGGCGCUUACGAUAGUGGAUUAUGGGCAUGACGAAGUUGCAAUGUCACCUGAGCCCGAGGAAGGGGAGAUAUAUGGCAGCGGUCGGGUCAUGUUUGGGGACCAGCUUCAUGUUACCAAUGGUGAUUUGCUAGAGAGAACACCAUUAGGAUCAGUCCAAGUUUUGACACCUAGCAAUCAAGCUAACACUCCCCAGUUCUCAGAGCCAUUGAAAUCUGAUACCAUGAACAAUGAUGCUGUGAUCAGAUCUGAAGACGCAGAACUGGGUGAAGCAGAUCAAGAUGAGCUAAGAUAUGUAGAUCCAUUGGAUAAGUUUAUCCCUACCCCACCAAAAGCUAAAUGCUCGGAUGAGCUACAAAGAAAAAUAAAUAAAUUCCUGGAGUACAAGAAGGCUGGAAAAAGUUUUAAUGCAGAAGUUCGUAACAGGAAGGACUAUCGUAACCCAGACUUCUUACUGCAUGCAGUGAGGUACCAAGAUAUUGAUCAGAUAGGGUCUUGCUUCAGUAAAGAUGUAUUUGACCCUCAUGGAUAUGAUCCAAGCGACUUCUAUGAUGAAAUAGAAGCUGCUAUGAGGCGUGAAGGUGAGAGGAAAGAGCAAGAAAAGAAAAAAGCACAGAAGGUUGAAUUUAUUCCAGGGGGUUCGCAGCCAGGAAUUGUAGCUAGCGCUCCUAGGAUUAGCAUGCCUGUUGCAGGUGCCUCUGCUGUGACUGGAAGUGGUUUGCCUUUGGUGCCUCCUACAGCUGAUGCUCGGGAUGGUAGACAGAAUAAAAAAUCAAAAUGGGAUAAGGUGGAUGGUGAUAGAAAAAAUCCUCUGCCCUCUGCCGGGCAGGAUUCUGUAUCUGCUAUUGGGGCUCAUGCAGCACUUUUAUCCGCUGCUAAUGCUGGUGGUGGAUACAUGCAAUUUGCGCAACAAAAACGGCGGGAGGCAGAGGAGAAAAGAUCUAGUGAAAGGAGGUUGGAGAGAAGAUCGUGA
Molecule: messenger RNA, 1254 nt
Organism: Sphenostylis stenocarpa
Lineage: Eukaryota; Viridiplantae; Streptophyta; Magnoliopsida; Fabales; Fabaceae
Source: the annotation of a GenBank genome assembly